Molecule: messenger RNA, 138 nt
Organism: Penicillium digitatum Pd1
Lineage: Eukaryota; Fungi; Ascomycota; Eurotiomycetes; Eurotiales; Aspergillaceae
Source: RefSeq, a predicted model, not a curated record
AUGAGUCUGGAAACACCUAGCUGUACCAUUGUAGCACAAUAUAUCGAUUUCAAGUUUAUCAAGUUUGUAGCUCGGAUCGAAUUUCACGAGAGGUACCCCCACGAUCUAGAAGGUGUAAAGAUUGCCGGCACCGUAUAA